CGGCUUUGGUUUGAAAUGGACACCCCUACAACCGCUCGGAGCAGACAAUGCUCAUUCAUGCGCACCUUCAAAAGCGGCCUGUCCCUGUGGCUGGUGGUGUGGCUGGUCCUCGGCAAACCCGGUCCGUCGGCGGCGUGCCCGCAUCUAUGCGUGUGCUACCCGACUCCCAUGACCGUGAGCUGCCAGGCGCAGAACUUCACCUCCGUGCCCGUCGGCGUGCCCUACGACUCGCAGCGUGUGUUCCUACAGAACAACCGAAUUACGGAGCUCAGAGUCGGCUCUUUCGGCUUCGGGACUCAGGUCCUGUGGCUGUUCUCCAACAACAUCACAUGGAUUGAGGCUGGCUCCUUCAGUGAGCUGAGGGAUCUAGAGGAGCUGGACCUGGGGGACAACUCUCACCUGCGCAGGCUGGAAGGAGGCGCCUUCAGGGGCCUGGAGAAACUCCAGAGUCUCCACAUGCACCGCUGCAAGCUUACCGCCCUGCCCCACGACCUGUUCCACAAGCUGUACAGCCUGCAGUUCCUCUACCUGCAGGAGAACCAGCUCCACUUCCUCCAGGAUGACCUCUUCUCUGACCUCAUCAACCUGAGCCAGCUCUUCUUGCAUGGAAACCGUAUCCGUACUCUGUCGGAGAACGUGUUCCGUGGCCUGGUCAACCUGGACCGCCUUCUUCUCCACGACAAUCGUGUGCGCCAGGUUAACCGCCGGGCGUUCCGCGACCUCGGACGCCUGACCAUGCUCUUCCUGUUCAACAACUCAUUGGCUGAGCUCCCCGGCCAGGCUCUCCGUGACACCCAGGGCAUCGAGUUCCUCCGUCUCAAUGGGAACCCCUGGUCCUGUGGCUGCGAGGCCCUCCCCCUGUGGGAGUGGUUCCGUGGCGCCCGCGUCUCGUCGUCUGAGCUGUUGUGUUCCUCCCCGUCUCCCCGCCGCGGGAUGGACCUCCGCUUCCUCCGUGAGAUGGACUUCGCCCUCUGCCCUCUCCCUGACCCUGGCACCCUGGCCGGCUCCACCACGAGGACCUUCAGCACCAAGACAAGAUGGUGGUUCUCCAAGCACAAGCCCCAGUCCCAGACCAAGGCAGUGUUCGAGAAGAGCUCCGAGACCAUCAAGGCCUUCCCGUUCCCCCAAGGAAAGAACAACCCACCCAUCGUGUCCUCCACCAACGUCAAGUACGAGCUCGGUGAGGAAGAGGCAGCACUACCCAAACUCGACGCUGAGGAGUACUGGGCGAACUAUGGGAACGAGGACGCCGGCACCACGCUGCGAUGCUUCGAGCUGGAGUGUCCGCCUGACUUCGAUGGCCUCCCUCCCAACUCCUCCUCCACCCCCACAUCAUCCCCCUCUCUCUCACUCCUCCUCGCCCUCUCGCUACUCGCCGUCUCCAUCAAUCUACACCUCAUAUUUGGCUGAAUCAGACUGAGUACCCACUUCCCGUUCCUGUCUUUGCCCCAGCCCCUCUCAGGGCAUGGGGAACCCCUUGUUAAAGACUCUGUACCUCCCUAGUUAACCCUCUGAUGUCCUACUGGAUAACCUCUGUCAGUAGUACAGGACAGCA
Oncorhynchus masou masou (cherry salmon) is the source of this 1555-nucleotide messenger RNA. Its product is annotated as reticulon-4 receptor-like 2. The transcript is spliced from 4 exons. Gene Ontology annotation, molecular function: protein binding. Lineage: Eukaryota; Metazoa; Chordata; Actinopteri; Salmoniformes; Salmonidae. Gene Ontology annotation, cellular component: extracellular matrix. The coding region runs from base 16 to 1410 and encodes 464 amino acids. The record is from RefSeq and is a predicted model, not a curated record.